Messenger RNA from Nannospalax galili (Upper Galilee mountains blind mole rat), 5928 nucleotides. It is a transcript of the gene Focad, whose product is annotated as focadhesin. The record is from RefSeq and is a predicted model, not a curated record. The transcript has 43 exons. The coding region runs from base 1 to 5400 and encodes 1799 amino acids. NCBI's taxonomy places the organism in Eukaryota, Metazoa, Chordata, Mammalia, Rodentia, Spalacidae. Gene Ontology annotation, biological process: regulation of post-transcriptional gene silencing.
AUGUUGGAUGAUAUCAGGAAAAGGUUUGAUUUUCCAAAUUCUCUUAUCCAGUCACAGGCUGUAGGUCAUCUUAUUGCUGCAGUGAUUAAAGAACAUGGGUUUUCAGAAAAGAUACACCAGUCCACAAACCAGACCCCUGCCUUGAAUUUGCUGUGGGAGAAGUGCUGCAGUGACAAUAUGGUGGUUCGAACAGCCUGCUGUGAGGGUCUGGUGGCACUUGUUGCUCAGGAUCAUGCAGAGUUCAGCUAUGUUGUCAAUGGGAUACUCAACCUGAUUCCCUCCACCAGGGAUACACAUGGCUUGAUAAAAGCUCUUAUGAAAUUAUUACAAAUACAAGCUCUAAAGGAAGGACAGCAUGGGGAGAAGAACAUUCAAGAUAUAUAUGCUAUAAGAACCCAUCCCCAGCCUUUGAUCACUGUGCUUGAACACAGGCCUGACUGUUGGCCAGUGCUGCUUCAGCAGCUGACAGCUUUUUUCCAGCAGUGCCCUGAAAGGUCAGAAGUUUCUUGUAUCCAAAUAAUGACACCAUUUCUCUGGUAUCUGUAUUGUGAACCAUCCCAGUUACAAGAAUAUGCUAAACUUCGACUAUCCCUCCUGAAAGUUUUACUUCAACCCAGAGUUCUUUGUAACAAAACACUACCAUCAAUAUUGGAACAACACAUACUUCAGCUGUUUUGUGACAUGGUUCCAUGUUUGCAGAUGAAAGACCUGAAUCAGACAACAGAGGUGAUGCUGUUUAUUGAGGAAGUAUAUCUGAGUCUUUUAUGUCAUCCUGUUUUCUGGAAAAUUCAGCUUACCCAGCUAACCCUUCAGCUGUUGUGUGUCUGUGAAGUCAGCCUAAAGAUAACUGGAGAAUGUUCAUCUUUAAUUCAGCUUUUAGAGCACAGUGUUGAACUUCUGCAAGAGGAUUUUCCUGUUAAACUGGUGAUUAUUGGAAUUACAUUACUUCUUCUACAGACUCCAGCAAGUCAACAGAAGCCAAUCUUAAACCUGGCUUUGAAGUUCCUCUCUCUUGCUGAACGUCCGAAAAUCCCCAAAGCAGCUCUGCUGCUUGUGAUGCCUCUUCUGCAGAUACUGUCUUCCACUGCCUUGGAAGACUGUAUGGCCAUGGAUGAGGAAGGUCCCUCUAGGCAGCAGUUGGCUCUAAAUCUUUUGGAAGUGGUACAGCAGGAAUAUUACAGAGAUGACCAAGAAAAGCUCUUCAGCAGGCUUACGUUUCCUAUAAGCAGCAUGUAUGGCUCAAUCUUCACAGCCUGGAGGAUUCUUGAAGUAAUGGGAGAAGAGUCUGCAGCAAGUGACUGGCUGACUGCCAUGGAGUCCUUGCUACCUGUCACUAUGGUGAUCCCCGUGCAUGUUAUUUUACUGCUGACUCACCUCCUUGUUGAAGAUGAAGGACAGAAUCUUCACCAGAUACUGAGGGUCAUCACACGGUUAGCCCAAGCAGAUUCUUCUCAGGUACCAAAUCUUAUUCCAGUUUUGCUGUUCAAAUUGGGAAGGCCACUAGAUCCUGUAUUAUACAAUGAUAUAUUGUAUACUUUACCUGCACUUGGUGUUCACAAGGUAUGCAUAGGACAGAUUUUGCGAGUAAUUCAAUUGCUUGGCACCACUCCACAACUAAGGGCCAUUACUUUGCGCCUUUUGACAUCUCUGUGGGAAAAGCAGGAUCGUGUGUAUCCUGAACUGCAGCGCUUCAUGGCCAUGUCUGAUGUGCCUGCUCACUCUGUGGGCAAGGAGCUCCACUGGGAGAAACUGAUUGCAAAAGCAGCGUCAAUCAGAGAUAUAUGUAAACAGAGGCCCUAUCAGCACGGUGCAGACAUGCUGGCAGCUAUUUCUCAGGUACUCAAUGAAUGCACCAAGCCUGAUCAAGCCACUCCAGCAGCCUUGGUACUACAAGGUCUUCAUGCACUCUGCCAGGCUGAGGUUGUCUGCAUUCGUUCCACUUGGAAUGCCCUCUCUCCAAAGUUGAGUUGUGACACAAGACCUCUUAUUUUGAAGACCCUGAGUGAACUGUUUUCUCUGGUACCUUCCUUAACAGUCAGUACAUCCGAAUAUGAGAAUUUUAAAGUUCAAGCCCUCAGUUUCCUUUGGACUCACACUCAGAAUAAGGAUCCAGUUGUAGCAAAUGCUGCAUAUAAAUCUCUGUCUCACUUCAGUGCAGGAGAGCACUCCAUUCUUCACCUGCCUGAAAAGAUAAGACCAGAAAUCCCUGUUCCUGAUGACUUAGAGGAAGAAGAAGAAGAAGCUGUGGAUCUUUCCAUUCCUGGCUCUUGCUAUCUCAAACUAUUGCCACUCACUGCUCCUUUGGUUUUACCAGCUUUGGAAGAAUUCUUUACAUCACUUGUGAAACAAGAAAUGGUGAAUAUGCCCCGUGGGAUAUAUCACUCUGCUUUAAAAGGAGGCAUCCACUUAGACCAAGGGAAGACUAGAGCAGGAAUCCCAAAUUUCAUAUUGAAGAUGUAUGAAACAAAUAAGCAACCAGGAUUGAAACCUGGACUGGCAGGUGGUAUGUUAUUUUGCUAUGAUGUUGCCAUGUAUCAAAGUAAAGAUGGCAAGCCACUGAAUCGACUUAUGGCCAGUAGAGGGCGAAGUUUCAAGCAGACAUCACUUGCCCUGGUUCAUGAGGUCCACAUCCAGCCUUCCGAGUGGCACCGUGCACUUUUUCUUCCACAGGCCUGGCUGGCGUAUAUGACUCGAGCUUAUCAUGCCAUUUUACAAGGCAGGAUAUCAGAACUGGAACUGCAGUUAAAACAUGGCAAGGAAGGACCUGCUGAGGUGCAGUACAAAAGAAGCACAGCCUGGCUCUGGGUCAGGGACAUGCUGGCUGAUGAGAUCACCAAGACAUCUGCGAAGGAGAGUCCAAUGGUCAAAGGCAAUGCACUCUUAGCCUUAAGCAGCCUUGCUGUCGUUGUGUCCAAGCAUGAAGCCAGCCUCUCAGAAGUUGAGGGAGCUCCGGAGGUUCAACCUAAUUUCCUUCCAGUGAAAGAUUGGGUUUCCAUGGUGCUUAAUACUCUCCUGGUUAUUGUGGAUAGCCAUCACCAACCUAGGGGACAAUUCUUUUCCUGCUUUUAUCAUAAAUCCUACUCUGGUGAAAACACAGCGAGUGCCAUUGCCCGGUCUGCCGCCGCCACAGCCUUGUCUCUCCUUGUGCCAGUUUCCAUUAUCUCUUGCAAAGAGAAGGUUGAGGAAAUCCUGAAUAUGCUGACUAUCAGGUUACCUGGGAAACCAAGUGCUGAUGAAUCUCAAGCUGUGCAAAUCCAUAUGGGCCUUGCUUUGGGGAUGUUUCUCUCUCGCUUGUGUGAAGAGAAACUCAGUGAUAUGUCUGGCCACCAGAUGAACCUUCUUCUAAUGAAGUCUUUGGAUGCCCUGGAGAACUGCUGUUUUGACACUAGUCUUGAAUACAACACUGGCUGUAUAUUGGGAGUUGGACUUGUUCUGUCCCUCAUGAGCCACAGCAGCCACACAGAAUCACGAGUUCAUGUGGCAGCAUCUCUCCAGAAGCUGUCUACCUACCUAGAUGACAGUGGAAGCCAGAGCAGGACUUUUCAAGAGGUCCUUGCCUACACACUUAGCUGUGUGUGUGCAUCAGCAUUCAGUGCUGGCAUUAUUGAGGCUGUAGAGGUUGAAGAUAUUAUGAAGAAACUUCAGCUGUUGGUAGAGAACAACCAGCAGACUUCAGGUUUUGCUCUGGCAUUAGGAAACCUAGUUCAUGGUUUAUCUGUGUGUGGACAUGGAAAAGCUGAAGACUUAGGCAGCAGACUUCUCCCUAGAUGGAUCAAAAUUGUUCUGACAGAGGGUACUCCUACAAUGCUGUGUCUGGCAGCUCUUCAUGGCCUGGUGGCCUUGGUAGGCUCUGAUGGGGAUAUAAUGCAGCUUAAAUCAGAAAUCAUCCAGACCUCUCAUUUUCAAGCCAGACUUAAUGAAGUCAUUAGAACUCUAACUGAGGUCAUCAGUGUCUCUGGGGUGAUUGGUCUUCAGUCAAAUGCACUAUGGCUUCUAGGACAUCUUCAUCUAUCUAUUUUGUCUUCAAAUCAAAGCAGAACUUCUGUUCCUAUUGACUACAGUUAUUUGCCCGAAAGCAGUUUUAUUAGAGCAGCUGUUGGCUUCUUCAUUACAGGAGGAAAAAAAGGUCCUGAAGCUGUGCCUCCUUCCCUUCUCAAAGUAGUGAUGAAACCCAUUGCAGCAGUUGGAGAAAGCUACCAGUAUCCUCCUGUGAACUGGGCUGCACUCCUCUCUCCACUAAUGAGGCUAAACUUUGGUGAGGAGAUACAGCAGCUGUGCUUUGAAAUUGUUGUCACUCAGGCACAGUCAUCGCAGAAUGCAGCUGCACUGCUGGGCUUGUGGGUGAUGCCACCACUGAUCCACAGUCUGAGUCAAAAUAUCAAGAAAUACCUCCUGGUAUCUGUGCCUCUGUGGAUAAAACAUGUCUCUGAUGAACAGAUCCAAGGUUUUAUUGAAAACUUAAUGGUGGCCAUUUUUAAAGCAGCUUCCCCACCUGGCAGCCCUGAGUUGUGUUCAAGUGCCUUACAGGGUCUGAGCCAAGCCAUGAAACUGCCCAGCCCGUCCCACCACCUCUGGACUUUGCUCUGUGAUGCUACUGGGAAAAUUUUUGACCUUCUGCCAAAUAAGAUUCAGAGAAGUGACCUAGAACUGUACAUCAGUGUGGCCAAGUGCCUCUCCGAAAUGACAGAUGAUGGUGCCAAUCAGGUUUUCCAGAUCACUAAGAACAACAUAGAAAAGGCUGCCUUUGUCAAGCUGUACUUAGUCUCUCAAGGACGAUUCCCCUUGAUGAGCCUCACUGAUCUGCUCACUGCAGUUGUGCAGCACCACGAGAAAGAGACUGUGGCCUGGAUGAUGCUGCAUAGCUUAUACCAGGCACGCAUUGUGAGCCAUGCCGACACAGGUGUGUUGAAGAGACUGGAGUGGCUCUUGGAACUGAUGGGUUAUAUCAGAAAUAUUGCUUACCAGUCAACAUCUGUUCAGAAUGUGACUCUUGAUGAGGCUUUGGACUUCUUGUUGCUGAUAUUUGCAGCCACAGUAGUAGUGUGGGCAGACCAUGAAGCCCCACUCCUCCUUGGCCUCAGUGCCAGUUGGUUGUCAUGGCAUCAGGAGAAUGACCCUAGUGGGCUAGCAUCUGCCUUCCUUGGCAGCAGUCCAAUGCACAGGGUCACCCUGCAGGAGGUUCUCACCCUCCUUCCCGGUAGCAUGCUGCUGCUGCUGCAAAAAGAACCAUGGAAGGAACAGACCCAGAAGUUCAUUGACUGGCUAUUAAGCAUCCUGGAAAAUCCUAAAGGAUCCUUCUCUGCAAAGUCAAAGGAUGUUUUGAAAGCUACCCUGCUGUCCUUGAGAGUUCUCCCAGAGUUUAAGAAGAAAGCCACAUGGACCAGAGCAUAUGGUUGGUGAAGUUUACAAGGAACCGACACAUUCUAUGCUGAAUAAGGCAGACUGUAGAAGUGGCGGAUUCAUAUUUGAGAUUGGUGAGACGUUGAUCCUCGCAGUCAAAGGUCAUGACAAGGUGGUCACAUACUGACAGUUCGACCUGUACAGGAGAAGGGUGUGCUGCUUUGGUACUCAUGUCAUUUGAAACUGAAGCAGGAACAUGACUUUGAUUUGGCCAGAGUUCUUUGUGAGCAUUUUUUUUUUCUUUGUGAAAACUGUCUUCUCUUCUUUGAAUUAUAGUAAAAUAAUCUUGUGAAUUUUGUGCAAUGUGACUUUUAUUUUUAAGUAUAUGGGAAGGUUUUGUCAGCGAAAGGAAAUCAUAAUGGUGACAAUAGUAUUGGAAUCUAUUGUUCAUGAAGCCUCAAAGAAGAUGGUCACUGACUCAGUGAUUUAGACAACCUUUAUUCCUGUUGCUAAAACACACACUUGGAACUGCUACACACAUUCAAAUUAAUAGGCAUGAUAUUGAAUAAACCAGAUUCAUUAAUGAUG